Molecule: messenger RNA, 1611 nt
Organism: Cooperia oncophora
Lineage: Eukaryota; Metazoa; Nematoda; Chromadorea; Rhabditida; Trichostrongylidae
Source: the annotation of a GenBank genome assembly
AUGAAUGAUCAACAAAAUCCUCAUCAUGAGGUGAAUGCCUUUCAAUAUGAGGAUAUGGACGGACGUGCUGGGGCUGAAGAAGCCCCAGGUCCCCUACCCGAUAUGCGGGCAAUGAGCCUCAAAAGAAAUAUACGUCGUUUGGACUCGAUUGUACCGACGGCUGGCCGAGAAGGUGCCGACAUCCAAUUCAACCUCUAUAAGGGCCGCGGAGUUGCAGUGUUCACAUCUGGAGGUGACUCUCAAGGUAAAAAGGUUCUUGAGAUUACCAGUUCUCAUGAAGUAGUGUUCUGCAACGGGUAUCUCAUAGGAAUGAACAGCGCUGUACGAUCGGUAGUUCGUAUGGGUAUAUAUCUCGGCUGUAAAGUGUUCUUUAUCAAUGAGGGUUACCAAGGAAUGGUCGAUGGAGGUGACAAUAUCGUCGAAGCGAGCUGGAACUCCGUGUCUGACAUCAUUCAGAAAGGUGGAACAAUUAUUGGUUCAGCGCGCUGUAACGAUUUUCGGCAACGAGAAGGUCGACUAAAGGCUGCAUACAACCUUAUUGAGAAAGGCAUUACGAAUUUGGUAUGCAUUGGUGGUGAUGGUUCACUUACUGGUGCUAAUCAGUUCCGUAAAGAUUGGCCUGGCCUCAUCCAGGAACUGGUGGACUUGAAAAAAGUAUCUCCUGAAACUGCAAAAAGCUACCCCAACAUUCAGAUUGUUGGCCUUGUCGGAUCAAUUGACAAUGACUUUUGUGGUACUGACAUGACAAUCGGUACUGACAGCGCACUGCAGCGUAUAAUUGAAUCAAUUGACGCUGUAGUUGCCACUGCUCAAAGUCAUCAACGUGCGUUCGUGGUUGAAGUCAUGGGUAGACACUGCGGUUACCUUGCUCUGGUUGCUGCUUUGGCAUCUGAAGCUGAUUUCUGCUUCAUCCCAGAAUGGCCUCCUCCAGUCAACUGGCGUGAAAUUCUCUGCAAAAAGUUGCAGGAGAUGAGAGCUGAGGGUCAACGACUGAACAUCAUUGUCGUUGCUGAGGGAGCGAUUGAUCGCGAUGGUACUCCAAUACCGGCUGACCUCGUUAAAGACGUCAUCUCUAAGACACUCAAAUACGACACAAGGAUGAGAGCUGAGGGUCAACGACUGAACAUCAUUGUCGUUGCUGAAGGAGCGAUUGAUCGCGAUGGUACUCCAAUACCGGCUGACCUCGUUAAAGACGUCAUCUCUAAGACACUCAAAUACGACACAAGGGUGACCGUGCUCGGACAUGUCCAGCGUGGUGGCGCUCCUUCUGCCUUUGAUCGCCUGCUCGGUUGCAGAAUGGGUGCAGAGGCAGUGUUGGCCCUUAUGGAGAUGACUGAGGUACAAAAAGCGAUGAACGAGAAAGAUUGGGAUCUUGCAGUGAAAUUGCGUGGACGAAGCUUCCAACGCAAUCUUGAAACCUACAAAUUACUAACAAAACUGCGUACAGUGGAAAAAGACAAUCUUUCCGGUGGUCAGAAUUUCAACGUUGCAGUGAUGAACGUCGGUGCUCCUGCUGGAGGUAUGUCUCUGGGGUUUGAGUUCGAAGAGGGCAAGGCUUCCACCUUUGUUCGCUAUUCAGACAUCAUUGAAAUAUUUCACUUCGUAAUGUAG